AUGGCCAACGCACUCGACGCCAGCGCGUUGCUGAGCAAAGUAGCCAAUAUUUUACCCGAAUCUAACAAGACGCUUGUGGCUAUUGACGAGGACACGCCAGCUAGAGAACCCGAUGCUGGCACGGGCCCCGGCCUCUUGCCUGAAGGCUGGAACAGAAAGGGCCCAGAUGUAUAUACCUUCAAAUACAAGCAUGAGCAAAGCUCUUUUACGUUCUUGUUGAAGCUUGUAGGGUAUCGGGACGACAAGACUAAAACCUUUGAAAUCACAACUCAAGACUUUACGUCUGCUUCAUAUUUCCCUUACGACACCCAAUCCACAGACAGGCCACUUGUCCAUGGAUACAUAUCCUCAUCCCGCGUCACUGAUCUCGUGUCUCUUUUCAAAAUUACGCCUCUCUCCGGAAGUACCACUAGUACGCCCGCAUCAGCGUCAUCAGGACAACCAGGACGCGCAGCGCCACCACCCAAUCCAUCACCCCCACCCUCAUUCGACCGUCCAUUUGCACACCCUUAUGCCGACCCUUCUCGGCGCAAUCCACUCGAGAUCGGUCGCUCGGAUCUCGACCCACUGGGCGGGCUACACAACCCAUUCGCUCCUCCUUCCCUGUUCUCUCCUCCAGGUGCUGGAGGCCAAGGAAUGGGUGCCGGUCGCCGAGGACAAGGAGGUGUGGGUCCAUGGGGCGGUGAUGGUUUCUUACCGCCAAUGGGCGCUCCACCUGGGGCAAGGUUCGAUCCUAUUGGUCCUGGUCCACUAGGCGGUCGCGGGUUCCCGCCGCGGCAACCGCCAAGGUCAGGAGACCCAGAUAAUAAUGAGUUCAUGCCGCCGGGAUCUGUAAGCAUUCGUUAA
Messenger RNA from Rhizoctonia solani, 846 nucleotides. RefSeq lists its product as uncharacterized. Bases 1 to 846 code for a protein of 281 amino acids. Gene Ontology annotation, molecular function: proteasome binding; endopeptidase inhibitor activity. The transcript has 6 exons. Lineage: Eukaryota; Fungi; Basidiomycota; Agaricomycetes; Cantharellales; Ceratobasidiaceae. The record is from RefSeq and is a predicted model, not a curated record. Gene Ontology annotation, biological process: proteasome-mediated ubiquitin-dependent protein catabolic process.